Messenger RNA from Chrysemys picta bellii (western painted turtle), 588 nucleotides. Lineage: Eukaryota; Metazoa; Chordata; Testudines; Emydidae. The record is from RefSeq and is a predicted model, not a curated record.
AACAUUCCCAGGUCAAAUCUGCCCUGCUCCCUGCUCCGUUACACAUGCGCAGGCUGAGGCGGGGGGCUGGGAGCUGGGGGGCCGGCUGGGGGGCCCCGGCAAUGGGUCACUGAGAGCUCGGCCUCCCUGUGGGGGACCCGGCAGGGGGAUGGGGGACCGAUGGGGCUCCGGCUCGGCCAGGCCGGCGUGGGGAGUAGGGCCAGGGCCGGGGCCGGGCUGGCUCAGCUGCCCCCGGUGCCCGCGCUGACGGGCACGGCCGGGGCUGCCCUGCAGGUGACUCAGGCCUCGCUGCGUGCCCACAUCGGGGUGGUGCCCCAGGACACGGUGCUCUUCAACGACUCCAUCUGCAACAACAUCCGCUACGGGCGCGGCGCCGCCUCCGACGAGGAGGUGCGCCAGGCGGCCCGCGCUGCCGACAUCCACGAGCGCAUCGUCUCCUUCCCCGAGGGUUACGAGACCCAGGUGGGGGAACGAGGCCUGAAGCUGAGCGGGGGGGAGAAGCAGAGAGUGGCCAUCGCGCGCACGAUCCUCAAGGGCCCGCAGAUCAUCCUGCUGGACGAGGUAACUGGGACCUCGCGGCCCCCCACG